CGGAUGAGCUGACAGCUGCUGUGUCCAACACAACCUUAUACUGCACCAUGUUUUGGAAACCUAGAUCCUAAUCCUACUCAUUAUUAGACAGGGUGAUCAGGUCUGUGCAAUCAAACACAGACAAUGGAGUCGGAAUUGUCUGCUAUGUCUUCCAUGAGUGAGCAGCUGAACUUACAGGACGCUGCUCCAGGAGUCUACAAGGAGGCUUAUCGGCUGGCCCUGUACGCGCUGCUGAAUGGCGGUCAGGAAGCAUAUCAGGAGUUCCUUAAGGCUGAAGGGAUCUCUGACUUUCUCUCAGAGCAGGAGAUUAGGUACAUUCUUGAGAAUAAGAAAUGGCCUUCAGGUGAUGAUGAUGAAGAGGAUUGUGAAGGUAUGGACAAUGCACCCUCUACAUACUGCCCAAUGGAAUCGGAUGUGGAGGUGCCAGACCUUGAUCUUGGCUGGCCGGAAGCCAGGCUUGACCAUGUGGAGACCAACGUUCACAUGCUUUUCCACCCGCCAAGACAGAACAUGCCAAGCAUCAAAACACUGGUGCGGAAAUAUAUAAAAGAAGCAAAAAUGGUCAUUGCUAUAGCAAUGGACAUAUUUACUGAUGUGGACAUAUUCCGAGAUCUGGUUGAAAUUUCCACCAGGGGAGUGGUCAUUUAUUUGCUUCUAGAUGACCUUCAGUUCAACAGCUUUCUACGCAUGUCGGAAAGAGCCAACGUUCCUCUCCAAAAGCUAUGGAAUGUGAGGAUUCGCACAGUGAAGGGUCAUGAGUAUCGCUGUCAGUCCGGGGCAAAGUUCCAUGGAGCGAUGGAGCAGAAGUUCAUGCUGGUGGACUGCCACACAGUACUGUAUGGGUCUUAUAGCUUCAUGUGGUCCUAUGAAAAGAUCAACCUCAGUAUGGUGCUCCUCAUCACAGGCAAGUUGGUGUCCUGCUACGACGAGGAGUUUAGAAGACUGUUUGCUCGUUCCAUCAUACCUGCCCAGCUCAUCCAACAGACCACAUCAAGCACAGACCUCUUCUGUGGCAGGAACCAAGGGCCCAUGCAGAGCCUCCAUUCUGCCAAGUUCUUUGAGAGAACACGCUCCUUUGACACCUCUCAGCUGAAAGAGAUGAGAGGACGCCUGAACAUGCUAAACCACAACGACAAACCUGAGGAAGGAGCACAGGCCAAUGGAGCCAACAUAAACCAUGGACUGAAUCUCCAGCGGAACCCAGCCACCAACACUUACAGUGGCUUUCAACAGAGAAUGUACUCAUCAUUGCGUCAGAGGAGCAGAGUCAUAGGUGACAAAGGUCCUGAUGUCCUGGACAGAAGCCCUUUCUCUGCCACUGGUCAGCUUAACAAUCCGGCCCAGUACAGGCAACCAGGCCAAGAUGACAGUGCUCUUCAUGGAAAGCCGUCUUUCCUGAGCGUCUCUGAGUUGUCUCUUCAUAAAUGGAGAAUUGACUCAUAUCUCAGGAAUGACCAGGUUCCGGCGGACUCCACUGAGAGUUUGGACCGCAUGAGUUUACACUCUGACACUCUGAAGUCCUCUUUACAAACCACUCACUCGUCCAGAUCGAACCUCAUAUUCAAAAUCCCAGAGCAACCAACUGUGACUGACCUGAGGGCCCUGAGUCCAACCCUGGGCAGACGUACGAUCACCUCUGUGUACACCUCCCUGCAAAGAGCCAAAGAGAACGAGUUGGGCAGGGAUUCUAAAAAGCCUGAACUUAAUACAGAACGCAGACUCAGUGAAGAUUCAACCACUCCCCUGACCAGGCAGACACAGCGUCCUGGACUGGUCAGUCCAUGGACAGUGAUCACACAACCAGGAACAUUUGACCAGCCUUCACUUCUUGAGACCAGCCAUCAAUCUCGCCCUGACAUCAAGCAAGAGACAGAAGCUGCCAAUAGUAAACCGAUUCUCCCUACACCCAGCUCUGUGAAAAGCCUUGACAGUCUCAUCACCAAUACAAAUGAAGAGGUGGCAGAAGCCGUGAAGGAUGAGACAAAUGCAAUGCAAAAACUCAGCGAGUCUCACAGGUCCGUCUCCCAUUAUGAUAUAAAAACCACAGACGAUAAGAAGACCCCACAGUCCUACGACUGGCAGGAGCCACCCUCCAGGACAGCCUCGGCGACACAUUUAGGGAAAGAGACAGAGUCGUCACUCCCCAAGGGCUCAAAUCUAAAACGCUUACGCCCAUUCAGCGACAGCAACCAGACCCGUUUGUCUUUGAUUGAAAUACCAGAAGAAAAAGAGGGUCUUGGCUCAACUAGAAACUUAGAUGAAAUUUCUCCAAGUAAAGAUGCCGACAACUUGACCACCCCGACAAAGACUCAACCAGCGCCCAUUGAAGCAAAUGUUCACAUUUCAGACAGACGGCCAAGCAUCACGGGAACAAUAACAAGCCCCACUCCCUCCUGCAACAGAGACUGGUUCUCACCAAUAACAAGUCCUGCGUCCAGUCGUCCAACGACUCCCACGUGGAGCAGCUCGCAGAGACCUGAAGGACAGAAGGCUGUGGCUGCGUCACCAAGAACGCUGUCCGCUCUGGAUGUGGUGGGCCGUCCGCACCACAGUGUGUACCACGGAUCACAGUCCUCAGUGGCCACAGUGGAGAGUAUAAUGUCCAACCCAGGCGAGGGGCGGUACGGCAUACCAGAGGUCAAACGGAACAAGGUCUAUAGUCGUUUUGAGCACUUUCUGUCUGUGGAGAGGAGAGUGCCCGAUAAGACUGAAACUGACCACAUGAAUGCAUACGCUGCGGAGAAACGCAGGAGCUUGUUCAUGGGCACCUCCAGCACCUACUCCAGAUACCAGACCCAACCACAGACUGAUAAUAGGUUUGGUAAAUUCAUACAGCGUGUGGGCAGUUUGAUACACAAAAACAAGUAGAAUAUUCAUAGGUUUUAAUACUUGGGUUUCUGUGAGUGCUUUUGUAAAUACAGUCAUUACAAAACUGUUAGAAAUGAGAGCUGUUAGAAAUUUAGACCUGUUUGUUUUUUUUUCUGCUGGUAUUUUUAGAUGUAUUUAAGGAGUGCAGGUUGUAAAUGGCAGAAUAAGUGGAUAAAACACAUAACUAAUAACAAACCAGAACAUAUUGU
Molecule: messenger RNA, 3077 nt
Organism: Alosa alosa (allis shad)
Lineage: Eukaryota; Metazoa; Chordata; Actinopteri; Clupeiformes; Clupeidae
Product: protein FAM83B-like
Exons: 5
Coding region: 124-2868 (914 amino acids)
Biological process (GO): epidermal growth factor receptor signaling pathway
Cellular component (GO): membrane; cytoplasm
Source: RefSeq, a predicted model, not a curated record